Molecule: messenger RNA, 2761 nt
Organism: Actinia tenebrosa (Australian red waratah sea anemone)
Lineage: Eukaryota; Metazoa; Cnidaria; Anthozoa; Actiniaria; Actiniidae
Product: protein-glutamine gamma-glutamyltransferase K
Biological process (GO): peptide cross-linking
Molecular function (GO): protein-glutamine gamma-glutamyltransferase activity
Source: RefSeq, a predicted model, not a curated record
CAUUACCAUAACCACGUUAUUAGCCAGACGGUAUUAAGAUAAUAAUCUCUUCUGAUCUUCAAGAGUGGUUAUAAACUUUGAGUCGUAGUUGUUUAAAAUGCCUAGAAGUUCACGAAGGACCAGAGGAAACACUGCUGCUAAUUCUACAAGGAUUGCCAGCAACUCACCAAGAACUACUAGGAGAUCCUCUGGCAGUGGGAUGGAACCAUCACCGCCAAAGCGAAGGCGAGCCGAAUCGCCUGAAAAUGAUUCCCGAAGAGCAAGGCGAGGAAAACUUGGUGAAAAUGUCGAAGGUCGCACCAAAGUCAUGACGGAUCAGGAUUUCAAAGAAAAUAUGAAAGUUUUGCAUGCGAACAGCAAAAAGAUGAAUGAUUCGCAGCUCAAGCCUGUUCAGGUCGACUUGCAUGUGGACAAAAACCGCGAGGAACAUUACACGGAUGACUAUGAGAUGGAGGAUCUCAUUGUCCGAAGAGGAAAAGUGUUCAAGAUAUCCGUGACGUUUGACAGGAAUUUUGAUGAAUCACGAGACAAAGUAAUCUUGCAGUUCGUUACAGGCCCUCGACCCCAACAGAGCAAGAAGUCCAUCAUACGAUUGCAGAACAGCAAUAGCCUUUCCACGUCAUCGUGGGGUAUGCACAUAGUAGAACAUCGUGGAGCAACUGUGGAAAUGUCCGUCAUGUCACCUGCUGAUGCCAUUGUUGGAGAGUAUUCAUUGUUUGUGGAGACACGAAGCAAUAGAUACGGUGGGAACCAUCAUAGCUUUAAACAAAAGCGUGAUGAGAAAAUCAUCAUAUUGUUCAACGCCUGGUGUAAAGAUGACGCAGUUUACAUGGGCAAAGAAGAUGAACGGAAAGAGUACGUACUGAAUGAUCGCGGGCGCAUCUGGGUUGGCAGCAAAAGAAGAUUCACAAGCAUUCCUUGGAACUUUGGCCAGUUUGAUCAAGUUUCACUGGAAACAUGCUUAAAGCUAUUAAAGAUAGCAGAACUCAGUACUUCUGCACAUGCAAAUCCUACCCUUGUUUGCCGUACUAUAUCUCAAAUGGCUAAUUACAACGAUAAAGAUGGUGGCAUACUCUUUGGGCGUUGGACCGAGACCUAUCCAAAAAAUUCCACCGAGCCCACAGAAUGGACCGGAAGUGUCACCAUUUUGAAGAAGUUCACAAAGCGAUAUCAAUAUGUGCGAUAUGGACAGUGCUGGGUGUUCUCUGGCUUAGUAACCACACUUCUUCGUGCUAUAGGGAUCCCAACUCGUAGCGUGACUAACUUUGCGUCGGCACACGACAACGACCAAAGCAUGACCAUUGAUUAUCACCAUGAUGCCGAAGGAAAGCCACUAGAUGACCUCGAUGAUUCAGUAUGGAACUUCCAUGUGUGGAACGAGUCGUAUUUCACUCGUCCAGAUCUUCCGUCUGGCUAUGAUGGCUGGCAGGCACACGAUGCCACACCACAGGAAACCAGUGAAGGUGUGUUCAGGUGUGGACCCUGUCCUGUCAAAGCCGUCAAGAAUGGCGAGGUUUACUUCCCAUUUGACACAGGCUUCGUGUUUGCUGAAGUCAACGGUGAUAAAGUCUACUGGGAUGUUGAUGAGGAUGGAGAGAUGACAGUGUCUUACAUUGAUAAACGCAGUAUUGGAAAAUACAUUAGUACCAAGGCCGUUGGAAGCAAUGACAGAGAAGAUCUGACCAAGUAUUACAAGUUUCCGGAGGAAAGCUCACAAGAACGUGAGGCAGUCCGACUAGCUAACAAAUUCAGCUCACGCAAAAAUCAGGAAAUUUAUUCCGAGCCAUCUUCCAGUGAUGUCACGUUUGAAAUACUCACCAGUGACAACAUAAUGAUAGGAGAUGACGUUAAAAUAGAGUUGUCUGUAAAAAAUGACUCCAAUGCAAGAAGGACUGUUCAGGUUACCAUAGUAACCAAGAUAUCCUUCUACACGGGUAUUACCACUCGAGACUUGAAGAAUGUUAAUAAAGUGGUGACUCUUGCAAGAGGACAGGAAACCUCCGUACUUCUAUCUAUUUCUGUUGAUGAAUACCUCAAAAUGGCUCCUGAUGCAAGCAUCAAAACCUACUUCAAAGCUAAAGUCAAGGAGACUGGUCAGGUGUUUUGUGACAUGGAUGACAUUGAAUUCAACAAACCUGAACUCAUAGCAAUGAUCCCAUAUAAGGUGGGGAAAAACGAGGAGUUCGAGGUUUCAUUCCAGUUCACCAAUCCUCUGCCUAUCAAGUUAACAAAUGCCAAUCUGAACGUUGAAAAUUCCAGGAUGAUCCCAAGCUCUAUCACAAAAAGCAUAAGGAAAGCGAUUGGACCAAAUGAUGAGGUGUCAAUUCCUGUUAUUCUGGAAUCCAAGAAAAAAGGAAAGCGAUACAUUGAUGCAUCUUUCCACUCCGAUCAGCUGUCUGGUGUUCGUGGAGAGUUUGAGAUUACAGUAGUGUAGGCUUACAAAAUCUAAGAGUAAAAAAGAGCGAAGACAGUACAAUAGGUAGGCUAACAAUGCUCUUUUAAGGCCCCGUCCACACUAUGCCGGAUAAAUUUGAAUCCGAAUUUUUAUUUAUUCGGUUAGGCCUACCGUCCACACUAGUCCGGGCGAAUCCGGAACAUUUCUUCACCGACAACGAAUUUUUUCGUAUAUGGUCUCUAGAGUGGAACAAUUUGAAAACGCCAGCUGGCCGUAUUAGUGUGGACGGAGAACAUUUCGUAUCCGAAAUUUUUCGAAUACGAUGACGUCCUGAUUGUCAUGGAAACAUGGCGAGAAGACUAAAAA